Molecule: messenger RNA, 1730 nt
Organism: Pygocentrus nattereri (red-bellied piranha)
Lineage: Eukaryota; Metazoa; Chordata; Actinopteri; Characiformes; Serrasalmidae
Gene: hexim1
Product: HEXIM P-TEFb complex subunit 1
Exons: 2
Coding region: 184-1164 (326 amino acids)
Biological process (GO): negative regulation of cyclin-dependent protein serine/threonine kinase activity; negative regulation of transcription by RNA polymerase II
Cellular component (GO): nucleus; nucleoplasm; cytoplasm
Molecular function (GO): 7SK snRNA binding; cyclin-dependent protein serine/threonine kinase inhibitor activity
Source: RefSeq, a predicted model, not a curated record
UAGCUCCCGUCCACUCCGUAGCAGAAGCGAAAAGGAGUUUCCAGCGGGUGGAAAUGUGCUCGGUCCUGUCAAGAAACCAAGCUAGUCUUAGACGGAACGGAAAGAGUUAACAUUUAACAGCCUUUUUAAGUAGAGUAACAACCGAAACAGUGGACUCGAAAUAAACGGUGGGAGUGUACAGUUAUGGAGCUCAUUAAAAGCGACGCUGCGCCGGAGGCUGACGACAGGGGGCGGCAGAGAGAUGACAAGCAGAAAAGUGCCGUCUCGGAGAAGCAAGUGCAGCGGAGUCAGCUGGAGGUCUGUCCGGGAUUGUUGUCUGCAGAUCGCGGACGGGAGAGGAGCGACCCUGAGCCCAAAGCCGGUGACGCUGCGGGCGACGAUGGCCUCCUGGCGGAGAACACCUCAAGGGGCCCGCAGAACAAGGGUCAACCGGGCUGCCCCGGAGCCACCUCUCACGGCUUACCGGGUAAGAGAAAACACAGGCGGCGACCGUCGAAAAAGAAGAGGCGCUGGAAGCCGUACUUCAAGCUGACCUGGGAGGAGAAGAAGGAGCUGGACGAGCGGGAGACGGCGCGGGCGUCGCGGGUCAGAGCGGAGAUGUUCGCCAAGGGUCUCCCCGUGGCGCCGUACAACACCACGCAGUUUCUGAUGGAGGAGCACGACCGAGAGGAACCGGACCUCAACACGGAGCUCUGCGGCCGCUUCGAGGACACGGCGAGCGAGGAGGAGCACUUCGAGGCUGCCGACGACGAGGACGAGGCGGUGCUGGAGGAGGAGGAAGGCGAGGGGAGCGACGGCAUGGGGCGGCCGGGCCACGCGGGAGGAGGCGGCGAGUUUCUGCAGCGGGACUUUUCCGAGACGUACGAGCGCUACCAUGUGGAGACGCUGCAGAACAUGUCCAAGCAGGAGCUGGUCAGGGAGUACCUGGAGCUGGAGAAGUGCAUGUCGCGCCUGGAGGAGGAAAAUAACCGACUGGAGCGGCGCGCGCGCAGGAGCGCGGGGGACUGCGGCGGCGGAAUCGAGAGCGCGCUGCAGCGCGUGCGCCAGCUGGAGAGCGAGGUGGAGAGACUGAGGGCGCUGAACGGAGAGCUGCUGCUGAACCAACAGCAGGGACUGAACGGCUCCAGAGCAGCAGAGCCUGAGCCCGAGAGAGAAAACCAGUGACAGACGAGAAAAGAAGAGAAAAAAACGUGGAUAUGUUUGGUUUGUUUUUAAUCGUCCACUCAUUCUCCGACUUAUUGUCUUAACUGUAAGCUGCGGUAGCUUUAAUGUGAUGCGCUUUUCAGCCUGACAGCAAAAAACAAAAAAAGGACGUAAUUUUCUUUACUUACCAGAAUUUUUAAUAUUACAGUUGUACGUGCGGUCCUAUAAAGUUGGUCAGUUCGUUGUAACAUAGGUUAGGUAUAUUUUUUUCCACGCGUUAUUGAGUUUGAAACGAAAACACUCGACUGCUUUGCUUCCAUAGUUGAUAGUUGACGUGAGGAACAGAUGCGAUUUCUCUCUCGGACUGCUGAAAGGUUUGUGAAAGUUCAUCAUAAAACCCACUUACUGAAUGUCUGAGCGCUUUUCGUGUCGAUCAGUCCAGGAAAAAACGAGCUUUUUUGGUUGUUUUGCUGCUGGUGCACCUGAUAUUUCUGCUUCCUCUUGUUAAUGCAUGACCAAGGCAGUAUGUAAUAAAACUGUGGAAUUUUUUCCUCCAAAUGUGGUGUCGAUUAAAUUAUUCAAAGUCA